GAAGGAGAAUUACAAGCAACAGAAAUAUAAAAAUAACACAUUUUUGAGGUUUUCACCCUUUAACAUAAAAGCAACAUUUAUUUUAUCACACUUGUAUCGUUGUUUUUCUUCAUUACCUCAAACGCUCACAUUUUAAAUGUGAAUCCAGCAGUUGCAGAGUUAACUUUCCAAAUUACAUCACUGCUUUCCCAUUCUGUCCGUCCACCCCUCCUUCUACACUCUUUCGCCCUCCCCCUUGUCAUUGUCUAUGAAAGGAGUGUCUUUCUUUCGCCGGUCCAUUCAGCCACUGGGCACUGGGAGUGUGGUCCAGACCUCACCCUCCAGCCAUCCAUUAUAAUCCCUUUUCAGCCACAGAGACCAGUGCGAAGACCCACAGCCUCUCUGUGCACAAGUCUAGUGUUCCAUACAUAACAAUUUACACCACGAUGGAGCUUUUGGGUGUCAGACAGCCCAUCACUCUAUUUCAAGAGGAAAAGUAUCAGAUGCUGGAGCUAAACCAGCGUCUGGAGUCAUACCUGGGCCGCGUGAAGCUCCUGGAGGAGGAGAACAAGCUACUGCGAGAAGAGAUCCACACACUCAAGAAGAACAGAGACCCACCAGGCCAACGCAAAGCUCAGGAGGAGGUGCUCAACCAAACCAGGAAAAUAAAGAAAAAAGCAUGGAGAGAGAAAGAUCAUGUGGAGAUGGUGGUGGAGAACCUGAUAGAAGAUAUCGAGAUGGUGAACGUUCAGAGGCAGAAAGAGAAAACGGCGCAGGCUGAGGCGCAGAGAAGACUCGCAGACAGCCGCAAGGAGCUCGAGGAGGAGCGCCGAGCUCAGAUUUGGCUCCGGGAGAAGGUCGCCCAACUGGAGAAAGACCUCAUGCUACAGAUGCAAGUCCACCAGGAGAACACGCAAACUUUGCAGGCCUCUCUGAAACAGACAAAGCAAGUCCUGAUGGCUCCUCAGACCAUUCAAACUAAGAGUAUUCCAGACAUAGGACAGGAGUAUAGCCACAGAGCAGCUCAGGUCUGGAAGGAGGCAACCAGCAACUAUCAGAGACAGGUUGGAUGUCUGGAGGAAAGCUUGAAUCAGGCCAAGAGCAACAUGGCAAAGAUUGAUCAGGAGAAAAGAGAAAACCAGUAUCAGCUUCAAUACGUGGCUAAGGAGCUGGAGAGCACGACGAUGAAGAGAGAGAUGCUGGAGAAGCACAUGGUGCAACAGAGGGAGGAACAUAGACAGGACCUUCAACAUUUUCAGGCAAAAGUAGACGCUCUGGAGGUGGAGAAGGACAGUCUGGGACAAGAGAUAGACAGUCUGAUGAUGGACAGACAGAACCUGCUGCAGGUGAAGAUGUCUCUUGGACUGGAAGUGGCCACGUACAGAGCCCUGCUGGACAGUGAGGGCAUGAGAAGCAACAGACCAGCAACAAACAAGACUAAUUCUACUGUUCUUUUAGAUCCACUCUCAAAGUCCACCGGGACCCACCCAGCUUCAAAGACCACUGCUGCUUCCAGCCAUUUCAGCAGUAUUGUGUCUACAAGUCACAGAUCAAUCACCUCAUCGCGCAAUCUGCUGACCAAUGCAGCUCCGACAUGGCCCCCGGCUCGAGGGACUCCACAAAAACCACCAUCCAGAAUGCCAAUAACAGACAAGAAAGACAAAGCUGCAGAACAUCAUUCGCGGUCAGAGAAUGACCUUCAAGACAAUGCCCUCACAGCAACUCCUUCCCAAACAGUGCCAGACAGUGUCACAGCAAAACCAGCACCCAAACCAGAAGAUAUUGAGGUUCAGAAAGAGAGCGAGUCAGAACACCCUCAGAUUCAGAUGGCUCAAAUGAUUGAAUCUAGAACCAGUGAAUCUGUAUUGAUGAGCGUCCAACCAAGCUGCCUCUCCCAGACUCCUGAAAGAGAGAGCUGGUCUGGUCCAUUCACAGAACCUGCUGGGGUUUCAGAAGAAGGUAAAGAUGAAGAAACCGAUGUGUCUGUGGAGAUGGCUCGGAUCUCGCACGCACCCACGGUGGCCUGGGAAGAAAAUAAAACGCUAACAGAGGAUGAAAAAGAGGAUGCCUCUGAGAUGGAUGUCAAAUCAGAGAUUAUUAGUGAAAGUCACGUUAUUGGGUCUGGAGUUGCAGAAAGUGAUCAUAUAAAUCAAGUCAGCGAAAACACAAAUAUGCUGGCUUCUUCAGUGCAAGAGAAUGGAUCAUUAUACUCGGGGGAUGAAGAUCUAAUGAGGGUAGAUGAACAGGACAAUGUGAGCAAUAUUAGUGAGGACAUCACAGAGCUGAUGAACAGUGAAACAGAAGCAGCAAUGGAUUUGAUUAUAGAGCGGGACAGAGAAGAAGACAAAGAGGAACAGAAUGAGAUGAAAGUGAUGAGCACUGAUGCUGAGAAACAAAAUGAGAUGAAAGUGAUGAUCCCAGAUGCUGAGGUUGAGGAGCAAAAUGAGAUGAAAGUGAUGAUCCCUGAUGCUGAGAUUGAGGAACAAAAAGAGAUGAAUGUGAUGUGCACUGACGCUGAUGCUGAGGAACAAGAUGAGAUGAAAGUGAUGAGCACUGACGCUGAUGCUGAGGAACAAAAUGAGAUGAAAGUGAUGAGCACUGACGCUGAUGCUGAGGAACAAAAUGAGAUGAAAGUGAUGAGCACUGACGCUGAUGCUGAGGAACAAAAUGAGAUGAAAGUGAUGAUCCCAGAUGCUGAUGCUGAGGAACACAAUGAGAUGAAUGUGAUGAGCACUGACGCUGAGGUUGAGGAACAAAAUGAGAUGAAAGUGAUGAGCACUGACGCUGAUGCUGAGGAACAAAAUGAGAUGAAAGUGAUGAGCACUGACGCUGAUGCUGAGGAACAAAAUGAGAUGAAAGUGAUGAGCACUGACGCUGAUGCUGAGGAACAAAAUGAGAUGAAAGUGAUGAGCACUGACGCUGAUGCUGAGGAACAAAAUGAGAUGAAAGUGAUGAGCACUGACGCUGAUGCUGAGGAACAAAAUGAGAUGAAAGUGAUGAGCACUGACGCUGAUGCUGAGGAACAAAAUGAGAUGAAAGUGAUGAGCACUGACGCUGAUGCUGAGGAACAAAAUGAGAUGAAAGUGAUGAGCACUGACGCUGAUGCUGAGGAACAAAAUGAGAUGAAAGUGAUGAGCACUGACGCUGAUGCUGAGGAACAAAAUGAGAUGAAAGUGAUGAGCACUGACGCUGAUGCUGAGGAACAAAAUGAGAUGAAAGUGAUGAGCACUGACGCUGAUGCUGAGGAACAAAAUGAGAUGAAAGUGAUGAGCACUGACGCUGAUGCUGAGGAACAAAAUGAGAUGAAAGUGAUGAGCACUGACGCUGAUGCUGAGGAACAAAAUGAGAUGAAAGUGAUGAGCACUGACGCUGAUGCUGAGGAACAAAAUGAGAUGAAAGUGAUGAGCACUGACGCUGAUGCUGAGGAACAAAAUGAGAUGAAAGUGAUGAGCACUGACGCUGAUGCUGAGGAACAAAAUGAGAUGAAAGUGAUGAGCACUGACGCUGAUGCUGAGGAACAAAAUGAGAUGAAAGUGAUGAGCACUGACGCUGAUGCUGAGGAACAAAAUGAGAUGAAAGUGAUGAGCACUGACGCUGAUGCUGAGGAACAAAAUGAGAUGAAAGUGAUGAGCACUGACGCUGAUGCUGAGGAACAAAAUGAGAUGAAAGUGAUGAGCACUGACGCUGAUGCUGAGGAACAAAAUGAGAUGAAAGUGAUGAGCAUUGACGCUGAGGUUGAGGAACAAAAUGAGAUGAAAGUGAUGAGCAUUGACGCUGAGGUUGAGGAACAAAAUGAGAUGAAUGUGAUGAGCACUGACGCUGAGAAACAGGGUGAAAUAGGGUUUGACAACGGCAUACAAGAAAAGAAUGAAACAGAGGAUGAGAGCGUGAGUGAAACAAAAAACGAAGAGAUAGAAGUGAUCAAAAAAGACAUUGAUGAAAGUCUUCUUCAAACAGAAAGACAAACCAUUCACUCCCCCAUUGACCUUCAUCAUGAGGUGAGUUCAGAAGAACUUGUACCACCAACUGAAACCUUUUAUCACACCUCAAAUGAAGAUCAUCCUUUCCCUGAAGAAGGUGCAAGAGAAGACGACCAAGAUGAUGAAGAUGACUCCCCAAACAUAUCCGCCUCAUGCAGAACUGAUCCCGGAGAGUGUGACAGUUACAGUCAAGAGAACACAAUAGCAGACACCCGCCCCUUGAUUCGCUAUAAAAGCGAUGAGGAAACAGACAUGAACCCACAAGUGUCACAGUUUGGUGUCGGUGAGAUCAGUGACGGUGAGGAUGAGAAGGAAAGAAUGGACGGAGGUCGGUGGGGUCAGAGCGCCUCUAAACGCUUCAACACCAUGGAGGAUCUGUCUGAAGAACCCGACAUAGAUGUCAUUGGAGAGAUGAUAGCAGAAGAGAUCGUUCAGAAAGAAGAAGAACUGGAUGAUGAAAGAGAGCAGAUAAUUCUUCAGAGUGAACAUGGAGACCAUGAAGAUACGGUGGUGGAGAGAGAAAGUGUGAAAGCAAAUGAUGACAUCAGAGAUGAGGUGCAUUUUCUCAAUGUUUAUGAGGAAAAGGAGAAUCCACAACUUUCUCACACCGAGCAUGAGGAAAUUGUUGAGAAUUCAGAAAGUGCCAUCUUAAAAUGUGUUAAUCCAUCCUCAUUCGCAGAUGCACCAAUGCCUGAUACAUCGCAAGAAGUACAGUUUCAGAAUUCUCAUGAAGUUUCAUCAGCCGUCUUCCAAAACAGCAAUACAAUCGAAGAGCAAACCUUUCAAGAAGAGGUCCAGAACAUUUCCAUGCUCACCAACGUGGAUUUCAUGGACAUUCCGUCUAUGGAGAGUGAGAUAAAUAGUCAGCCAGACAGCCAGAUGCCCAACUCUGACCAUGAGGAGUGCAAUAGUUCAGAGGAUGAGUCUCCAAACGCCAGUCAGUACUUCCAGAAUUCAACCUAUUCAGCAAGUGCCAAUGAACAGUUCAGAAAUGGUGGAGUCUCCAAAGCUGAGUCUGAAGAACUACUCAAUAAAGACUUUACGGAGAAGAGCACUGAAGACCAGAAAGAUUCCUCUGAGCAUGUGAACUUGGAUAGUCCAAACCGAAUGCCAGGUGUGACCGAAAACAUCUUUGGAGAUUUUGAUGCCCAUCUUAAAAAUACAAUGGAGAGCUUUUCCACAAAAGAAUACAGUAAAGAGGAGGUAUUCCUGUCUACAGAAAAGAAAAGUGAGAUUCACCGUUUUUUUAGCGCUAGCUUGAAGGAAGAUUUAUGGAGUGCAGGAAAAAUGGAGAUGGCAGCUACGUAUGACCCAGCCAUGACUGAACACUCGCAUGACCCUAUUCACUUAAACCAGGAUGUGGCCUUUGGAGAGGAGUGGGGAGACGUGGGGGUCAUGCAAACAGCUAAUGAAAACCUUAAAGAAGAGAGAACGAUCCAGUCACAGGAUGAGAAGCUAAACGAUAAAAAAUUAGAAUCAAGGCAAGCAGAGAUGAUCCUGUCGGAUGAGUCCGUGGAUGAUGGAGAUUCCUGGUCCUCUGGUGAUGAGUAACAAUUGUUUGCUCUGUCCAACAACUAUUUAAGACUGAACCUAAAAUCCAAAAGUAAUGUUAAAUAAAAAGACAGAAAGCCAUAUAUUAUUGAGCCACAAUAGAAGUGUGUGGUUAAAAAACGCAGCCAAGUUAAACACAAGUGAACCAAAACACGAUUACAUAAUGAAAUGAAGACAAGAGGAAGAGUGUGGUCAUUGUGUGAUGUCGUUUCUUUUCACUUUUUAACAAACAGUUGUGCCAAUAGUGCUUUAUUAUGAAGAUUCACUUGUUUGUUGUUUUUUAUGAGAUAAUAAGACAAGCUUCCUGUUGAUCUUCAUCUAUCAAUUUAAAAAAAAUAAAAAACGAACAAAAUAAUUGUGUAUGUGCAUUGAUG
This is a messenger RNA of Triplophysa rosa, 5884 nucleotides long. It is a transcript of the gene nes, whose product is annotated as nestin. Lineage: Eukaryota; Metazoa; Chordata; Actinopteri; Cypriniformes; Nemacheilidae. Bases 426 to 5510 code for a protein of 1694 amino acids. The transcript has 4 exons. Gene Ontology annotation, cellular component: intermediate filament. Gene Ontology annotation, molecular function: CCR5 chemokine receptor binding; intermediate filament binding. The record is from RefSeq and is a predicted model, not a curated record. Gene Ontology annotation, biological process: positive regulation of intermediate filament depolymerization.